AAUGGAAUUGGAGGAAAAUCAAGAAAUAGUUUUAUGGGGAUGGGGAUGGGAGGAAAUAGGUUUAACGCUAUUAAUUCAUAUGGUACUCGCAAAUAGAACAAACCCUUUAAUGAAAAAAAAAAUGGCAGGAAGUAGUUUUUGUAGCAAUAGUUGUAGAAUUAAUGAAAAUAAAAUUGUUAAAGGACAUGUUUUUACUAAUAUUAUUUACUAGUCUGAUGAUAGAAACUAUAUUAAAAUCACUUAGAGGAAAAAGCACGUGGCAAGGAAUAGUUUUAGCAAUAAUAGUUGGUCUACUUAUGGAAAGUAAUUUAUUGAUAAAUAGGUUUGCACCAAUUGUAAUUUGUCAUUUUUUAAUUAAAAUUCAACAAAGAUUAUCACUGAAAUUAAAUGGAGAAAUAAUUGCUUUAACAAUACUGAAUGGUCUGUUAAUAAAAAGUAACUUGUGGAUAGAAAUGGGACUAAUAAUAAUGAUAUACCUUUUAAUAAAAAUAUAUUUAAGAAUAUGAAGAAUGAUAAAAACAGAUCAUAAUUUAAAUAUUGAUGAAAGAAAAGCAAAAUAUAGAGAUCAUGAAGUGAUAUGUGAAAAAAAUUGGAGACAUAAAAUUAGUAAAUAUUAUUGUGAAGAUUGUUUUAAAGAAGAAACUGACGAUAGAGAAAAAAAUCGUUUACAAUUCGGGAUAUGUAAAGAGUGU
Molecule: messenger RNA, 692 nt
Organism: Rhizophagus irregularis DAOM 181602=DAOM 197198
Lineage: Eukaryota; Fungi; Glomeromycota; Glomeromycetes; Glomerales; Glomeraceae
Source: RefSeq, a predicted model, not a curated record